AUGCGCUGGAUACUCGUUGUUGGAUGUUAUUUCACCAAAUUCCUCCAAGCAAUACCUCUAAAGACACUAGAAACUAAAUAUGUAGCCACCAAACUCAUAAACAGAUUUAUGGCUGUGCUAGGUACCCCACUAGAACUAUUCUCAGACAGAGGCUCAAACUUUGAGUCAACUAUCUUUACGGAAAUGUGUGAUCUCUUAGGCAUACACAAGACAAGAACAACAGUAGGAAGACCGAGCUCGGACGGAAUGAUAGAAAGAGCCAAUAGGACAAUUCAGACCAUGAUUUCAGCUUUUGUCAGUAAACAUCAACGCGACUGGUGUGAAAAAUUACCUUUACUUAUCCUUGCAUACAACAGCAGCACACAUAGUUCAACAGGUUUCAGUCCAUCAAUGAUGAUGUUUGGUAGAGAAAUGAACCUUCCCAUAGAUCUGGCACUGGGUAAACCUGUAGACGAAAAAUCAAAGUAUGUUACAAAUUAUGUGGUAGACCUGGAAGAAGCAAUGACAGAUAUUCAUGAAAUUGCCCGUGAAAGCUUAGGCCAAACCGCCAUAAGUAUGAAAACUCAGUAUGAUAAGGGUAAAUUCCACAAUAAUUAUGAGCCUGGAGAUGCAGUCUGGUUUUUCAACUCAAGACGACGCAAGGGACUUAGCCCGAAACUACAGAACCCUUGGACAGGACCGUACAUGGUAGUAAAGAAAUGGGGCGACAUACUGUAUGGGAUAAAACAGACACAGAAUGCUAAGUUACAGAUAGUUCAUCAUGAUAAACUCAAGAAGUAUCAGGGUGAAGACGCACCAAAGUGGUUUAUUCCACAAUAG
Messenger RNA from Mercenaria mercenaria, 819 nucleotides. RefSeq lists its product as uncharacterized. The transcript has a single exon. NCBI's taxonomy places the organism in Eukaryota, Metazoa, Mollusca, Bivalvia, Venerida, Veneridae. Gene Ontology annotation, molecular function: nucleic acid binding. The record is from RefSeq and is a predicted model, not a curated record. The coding region runs from base 1 to 819 and encodes 272 amino acids. Gene Ontology annotation, biological process: DNA integration.